ACAACAACAACAACAACAACAACCACUGCAAAAUAAUUUCACUUUAGCAAAACGUAAUUCAUUAAACAACAGUAACAAUAAUAGUAAUCAUUAUAAUAAUAAUAAUAAUAAUAACAUCAACAACACAGUGUUAUUAAAUAAUCGUCCAUAUCGAUUAACACUCGAUCCACCUCAAACGGUCACAGCAUCACCACAACCAUCAACCUCGACCUUCCUCAACUCAAAUGGAAAUUAUGGAACGCGUCCUUCAACUAACAACAAUAGCAAUGGAGAGAUUUUUGAUAACAAAGGACAAGCUUUUCGAUGUAUACAAAAUACGGAACAGAAGAAUAUCAUGAUUGUUAAUACAAGUAGUACACAAUUCAUUCAACAAACACUCCCGGUAAAGAAGCAACAAUCAACAGCAAUUGAACUUCAUCCUGUCUUUAUCGAUAGCAAUGGAAUGCCAAUAAAUUCAAAUUCAGUUCCAAAUGCAAUAUCAAUUAUUCCACGAUAUACAAGUGAGAAGUAUUCAGGUCCACCGCCUUCGUAUAGUACAGCCAUCUCAUCCGUUACCAACACAAUAAAUGAUAAGCCGCGAGUCAUUGAUCUCACACAAACACCCACAACAUCAACUAUGAAAAUGAUGGAGAAGGCGAAUAGCUGUAAUAAUAACAAAAAUAGUCGAAUGACGACGACGACCUUGAGUGGCAACGGCGCAGAGGAGAAUCGCCAUUUAAUGAUAGCAACACCACAAAAGAUUUUACAAUAUACGCAAACAGAGAAUGGCGAUUUUAUGAUAACAGAAAAAAUAAUGUCACCACAACAGCAGCAGCGAUCAUCUUCAUUGCAUAAAAAGGAUUCAAACGGAAAAAGUAAUAAUAAUGAUUACACGAUAAAGUUUCUUGAUGUUGAUAAUCAAAUCACAUUUGACAUAACAGGUGACGAGGAAGAUGAAAAUAAAUUUCAACAGCAUGAAGAAAAUGGAAAUGAAAAUCAACAGCAACAACAUCAACAACAAGAAUUUGAGAUUGAGGAAAGUGAAUUGAUGAUGAUGAAUCAUGAAGAAAAAGAUGAAAGUCGAAAUGAUAUUGGUGAUGAAAGUGAAAGGGAAUUAUCGUACGCCUCAACAUCGUUGACGUUGACCAAGGAUACUGGCGUUAAGGUUUUAAGCGACGUUAAAUUGACGUCAUCCGAAAUGUUAUCGCCCACUAUUAAGGAUAUUAUUCAGCAGUAUAACAACCACAACGAAAGCAUAAAAAAAGAGGAAGAAGUUUCAUAUGAGAACGAAAACGUGACAAGAGAAGAUGAUAACGACGAUAUAUGCCCAGCAGUUGUUGAUGAUCAUUUUCAAUUGAUUAAAGGCACUGAGAAUAUGAGUGUAAAUAAGAGAGAAAAAGAUGAAGAAGCUUCAUCGUCAUCAUCAACUUCUAAAAUUGCCAAUACUACUGCUGCCGCUUGUACAAGUGUCAUUCGAAAAACAAUAUCAGAAAGUGAAACCUCUUCGUCGGAGAAAGGAGAACCGCAGCCAAGUACAUCGGGAUGUGUUGUAAGCAAACCUAAUGUUGUGUUCAAUGUGAAUUCUAUAAAUUCUAGACUGAAAAUUAAUAAUAAUAAACAACCAAAAAAACUUAUCGUGAAGCUUAAAAAGCCUUUGAUACCAGCAGAUGAAGCUUCAAAGGCAGUUUCAGUAGUGCAUGAUGUUGCAAUAAAAGAUGAAAUGAAUUGUCAAGAUGCAGUGAUUGUGGCAAAAGAAAUUAAAACAAAAGAAGAAAAUGAAAAGGAAAAGAAACCAACAGUUUCGUGCAAAAUGGAAGUUGAAGAACAUUAUGAUAUUUUCUUUCUUGAUCAGCAUGAUUAUGGACAUAAUAGUAAUAAUAAUAACAACCCAACAACAUCAACAUCUGCAUCAACGCCAGCAACAAUCACAACAUCAGAAAUUCCAGCCGAAAUUCAGAAUCACGAUUCAGAGACAAAUCAGUCAUUAAUGAGUAUGGAUUUGGAAACUGAAAAUAUAAACAGUAAUAAUAUGAAGCAAGAACAAAAUAAAGACGAUUACCCAAUCAUUAUUAAAACAGAGCAUAAUGCAUCAUCAUCAUCAUCGUCUUCGUCGUCGUCAUCAUCAUCAUUAGUGACUUCAACAUUGAGUAAUCAAAGUUCAUGUUCAAACUCAAUUCCUGGACCAUCACGAUUAACAAUUGAAAGUGUUUCAUCAGUAAAUGAUAACAACACUUCACCAUUAAAUUUCCUUUAUCAAAAUGAUCGUGUUCGCUUCUCCCCACCACUUUCACCGUAUGUUUAUCUGAAGACCUUUUCAUCAACCCAACAGAACUGUGAAGAAAUUCCAAAGCAAGAAGGAGAAAUAAUGUCAUGGAAUGGAAGUAGCAGUAACAAUGUUGUGUCAUCAAUUCAAAAUUCUGAUCACAAUAACUCAUCAUUAUGUUCGCGAUAUACGCCUUCAUUUGAUGAUAAUCGAAGUAAUUAUACUGAUCUGGACGGUGGAAAUAAUAAAACAAAUUCAAGUGUUGGUGAUAUUCAUCAUAUUCGUGCUCCAUCAACUGAUAGUCUUAAUAUAAGAACAGACGAAAAAAUGCCAGCACGUGGCGAGAUAAGUGAACAAGAAAGUAAUGGCGAGAUUGAGCAGCCGUGGCAUCAUCCGUACUUUCAACUACAAGCUUAUCCAAGCUCUUAUGAUAUAAGCACAGCACAAGAGUGCUGGAAUCUCUCAAAAGCUGAUAGUCAAAAUGCAUGCGAUUCUAAUAACAUUCAGAAUGUGAUAAUCAAUUUUCCUCCAUUGAAUGCACAAAGUGAUGACGUUAAAACUCCUGAUUUAUUGAAAACAAUCAUGCAAACAGUAACGAAACAAGAACCGACAGGAAUUGAUGAUGAAGCAAGUGGAAGUAACAGUAAUUUAAUUGUGAAACGUAAUCGCACAUUUCGAUGUCCCGAAUGUUCGAAAUCUUUCAUAAAAUUACGUGCAAGAAAUCGUCACAUUGAACAAGUCCAUCCGCAUUUGAAGAGAACAAAAAAGAAGAAGACUGCACCAACAUCAACACAGACGAGUAAGUCGGAAGUGACGUCAGUGUUUGCAUCGUCAUCAUCAGCACUUGUGAAUUGGGCAGCAGCUUCAUCAACAAUCACGACAACAACACAAGAAGAGAAAGACAUUAAAGUUCUCAGCAUCAUUAAGAAUGAGCCGUCGACAUCUGCUGCUGUUUUGGUUAAAAAUGAAAUGAAUCGAAUGUUGAUAAGCACAACAGGUUCAAUAAAAUUGGAAAUGGAUCGUUUACUUCUCGAACCGUCAACAUCAUCAACAGCAACCAAAGCACAAUUGUCACAAUUAGGAUUGAAAAUUAAGAGAACUUAUAUGUGUGCGAAAUGUUGUGAACAGUUUAGAACAUUGAAGCUUCUUGAUAAGCAUUUUCAAAUUCAUCCAGCUGAAUGUACAUUAUGUCAAAAGACUUUCAAUAGUUGGAACACAUUCUCACUUCAUCUCAAGCAUCAUCUCAACAUUCGUGCUCAUGCUUGUCGCUUUUGUCCAAAGCGCUUUGUACAACGUCAACGUUUGGUUGAACAUGAACGUGUUCAUACCGGUUCGAUGCCAAUAAAAUGUCCAUUAUGUGAUGAAAGAUUUCGACGAUAUUCCAACAUGCUUCAUCAUCGUUCUCGAAUUCAUUUGAAUAAGAAAAUGAAACAAGAAGAUUUUGUUUGUGAUUGUGGUGAGAUUUUCCAAACAAAAGCCAAACUUCGAUGGCAUCAAGAGACUCAUGAGAAUAAACCAAAACCAUGUCCUUAUUGUCGUGAACGUUUUACACAUCGAAAUUCACUAACAAGACAUAUUCGUUUGUCACAUUCAGAGAAAUAUGUUUUUUCGAAGAGUAAAGCUGUAAAAUGUCCGAUUUGUAACUCAACUUACUUGCCGUCAAGUAUUAAAGCUCAUAUGGCAACGCAUCAGAUUUCCAACAAAGAAUAUUCAUGUUCCAUCUGCAGCAAACAAUUUAGCACGAAAUGGAAUCUGAAGCAACAUUAUUGGACACAUGCCAAUCGAAGCACGAAACCUUUUCAAUGUAACGUAUGUCCGAGUGCUUUUGUACGUGAAACUGACUACACAACACAUAUGAAUGCCCAUCGUUCAAUUAAACCAUUUACGUGCAACACGUGUGGAAAGCGAUUUGUAAGAAAAUACAACUGGUUGCGUCAUUCACGGGAGCAUGAACGUGAGAAGAAGUUUGUUUGUGAAAUAUGCAAUAAGAAAUUCCAUCGAGCUUACUAUUUGACCGAGCAUAAGAGAGUUCAUACAGGUGAGCGCCCAUUCUCAUGUACAAUAUGUGAAGUGAUAAUGGCAAACAGUGACGGAAGCAGUGAUGAGUUUUUUGAAUGCGAGAGUCCAUCGAAGUUGUCAAUUCAACGAAGUAAAGAAAAUCCUUUCGAUUGGAAUAAUUCAACUUCGCCCAACAUCAGUAAUUCAGCAAAAGCAGAGAUCCUGGAAAUUCAAAGACAACAUGAAAUACAGGAACCAACUAAAGGCGAUUUUAAGUUCGCCGAGCCAAGGACGCAUAGACAGCGCUUUAAAGAAUUAAAGUCGUGCAUGAAUGAUGACGAUGACGCUACAAUUAAUGAUUCGCAGGAUCCAUCAAACAGUUCAUCAAAAAGCGUCGAUGCUGCAUCACGAAACACUGUUCAAUCCUCUCAUCCGUUCCGUGUGAUUGACAAUGACGGAUUGUCGAUUCAUUCAAUGCAAUCGUUAGGACGUGUUGGACGAAUAUUGUCUGGAAGUCUCGAUCCAGCAGCUAUGAAUGUCACUAAAGAAACGCAACAAGCACAAAAAGAUUCACCAAAUCAAUUGUCGAGUGGACAAAAGUCAGAUUCAAAUCAAACAUUGGAAGCUUCUAUCUCACAAAAGCCUGAAGACACUCAAUCACAAAACAGCAAUUAUUCAUUAACAAUUCAUCCACAUACAAUCUUACAAGAACCUGAUGUGAUUGCAAGCACAAAAUUAGCACACUCAAUGACAACUGACAGUAUAACAUCAGCUGGUUCUGGUAUUCCAAUAGCACCACCACGUCGUAAGCGUCGUGACAAAAGUCGAAAAGCAUCUUCAUCAUCAGAGCAUCAAACAAUAAUUUCUGCUGCAAUUCCAAAACUUAUUUCCAUGGAUAAAAUAAACGAUGAACUUCAUAAAUCAUCGACGACGACAACAACAAACAGUCACACUUCAUCAAUGACUACAAGCACAAUCGUUGUCAGUAAUGCUUCUUCGGAAUUAAAGCCAGAAGAGACAUUGAGUGAUGAAAUUCUUCCUAGUCCGGCGACUCUUUACGCCAUAACGAAAGAAAUUGAAAAUUCUUUUAAAGAAUCGUCUUCCAUUGAGUCACCGACAAGUGCUGGUGCAACAACAUUAGGAUCGCCAUCAAUUGCAUCAAGAUUCACAUUUAGUGGAUCUCUUAAUAAAAUUCCAUCAACACAACAACAUCAACAACAUUCUUAUCAAACUCAUAAAGGAAGUCCAUCAAAUAGUGUCAAGAGCAACUCAGCUCCGGGACGUGUCAGUUCAAUGGAUCCACACUUUACUAUGAGUAUUCAUAAAGUGACACAAGGAAACUUCUGUGUUCGUCCCCAAGAUGAAUUAAACAAUAAAGCGCCGACAGCUCAAGACGACACAAGAAAACGAUCAACAACAACAAUGGAAGAUAUUGAGCGACUUCAUCAGAUUCGUUCGGAAGUUGUUGAACAUAAAACUGGCGAACGACUACUAAAAUGUCUUGGAACGAAUAGUUUAGGGAAUGACACACGUUAUCGUCCUGAAUCUAUUCAAGAAUCAUCAAAAGAACGACGAAGGUCAGCUGGUGAUGAAGACAUGUUUAAACAGACAAAUGUUAGCGUUCGAAUGCGAACAGAUUCGGGAAAACAUUUGAGUGAUCGCGAGAUUCUUGAGCAAGUGCCGGUAAAAAAUCUUGACACUGGUGAGAACUUCCCUUUAUCAGUUGCUGAUGAGAAGGCUGAACAGUGCAUAAAUCCAUUGUCACUUUACAUCAUGCAAUAUGCUUCACAUAUAAGAGAAUCUGACGAGGAAUCAAUCGGUGGGAUGACGAUUGGCUCUGAAAUACCACCCGGCGAUGAAGAAGAGAACGAAGAAGAGGAAGAAGGAAGAUUGAAGAGAAAGACGGCAAGAAUAAAGAAAUUCUUUAAGACAACAGCACAGAAAGCAGCAAGUAAAGCAAAAUCAAUUGCUUCGGAAGUGUCACAUGCAAGACAUAAAGAAGACAUCGCUGAGAUCGUCGAUGUCGCUAAUCCUGAUCAAUGCAUAAAGAUUAAAGCAAGUAAAACAAAUACGGGACCUUAUGAGUUCUCGAAACUUCAACAUGUUCAAGAUUUGUCAGGUGAAUUAACUGGCGCUGUUUGGUGCAUGAAGUUUUCGCCAUGUGGUCGUCUUCUAGCAACAGCUGGUCAAGAUCGUUUGCUUCGUAUUUGGGUGUUGAAGGAUGCUUAUCAUUAUUUCGAAGAAUUAAUAAAAAAAUUCAAUGCUGAUCAGAAAUCAUCGCCAACACCGUCACAAGAGUCGCUUGUAUCGCAUCAAUCGUUCGAAGAAUCAGCACAAAUACUUCAAGCUGUUGCUAGCACUUCCGGUCCUUUUGUGCCAUUACCUUAUCGAACUUAUUCGGGACAUACAUCAGACUUACUUGAUGUUAGUUGGAGUAAAUCUCAUUUUGUGUUGUCAAGUUCAAUGGAUAAGACCGUGAGAUUGUGGCAUAUAUCGAGGAAGGAAUGUUUAUGUUGUUUUCAACAUCUUGAAUUUGUUACGGCAAUUGCUUUUCAUCCUCAAGACGAUAGUUUCUUUCUUAGUGGAUCACUUGACGGACGUUUACGUCUUUGGAAUAUUCCAAAUAAGAAAGUUUUCUUAUGGAAUGAAGUUGACGGUCGACGUCAGUUGAUAACAGCUGUUAACUUUUGCCAAAAUGGAAAAUUUGCUGUUGUUGGAACAUAUGACGGUCGUUGUUUGUUUUACAAUACAGAACAACUGAAAUAUCAUACACAAAUUCAUGUGAGAUCGACACGUGGCAAGAAUGCAACAGGAAGGAAGAUUACUGGAAUUGAACCGAUGCCUAAUGAAGACAAAAUUCUUGUGACAUCAAACGAUAGUCGAAUUCGUUUGUAUGACUUAAGAGACUUGAAUUUAAGCUGCAAAUACAAAGGAUACGUCAAUGAUUCGCAACAGAUUAAAGCGUCGUUUAGUCAUGAUGGAAAGUACAUCGUAAGUGGAUCAGAGAAUCAAAGUAUUUAUAUUUGGAAGACACAUCAUGAUUAUGCAAAGCUUAGCUCCGUUCGUCGUGAUCGAAGCGACUUCUGGGAAGGAAUUAAAGCCCACAAUGCCACUGUUACAUGUGCAAUAUUUUCACCACAUCCAGAGACGAUAAUCAAACCAGAAAUUGAUAACGAGAUUGGUGAGAAAGAGAAAGUUGAUCCAUUAGUGGAACAGCGAACGAAAGGGUGUGGUGGCUAUGUGCUUGUCAGUGUUGACUUUACUGGUUGCAUUAAAGUUUUUAUUAACAAAACUAAGCCAAAGCACUCGAGUUUGCCGUACACAGCACUUGAUUGA
Messenger RNA from Clunio marinus, 7576 nucleotides. The record is from the annotation of a GenBank genome assembly. Lineage: Eukaryota; Metazoa; Arthropoda; Insecta; Diptera; Chironomidae.